This is a messenger RNA of Hirsutella rhossiliensis, 1806 nucleotides long. RefSeq names its product copper amine oxidase, enzyme domain-containing protein. Bases 1 to 1806 code for a protein of 601 amino acids. The transcript has 8 exons. The record is from RefSeq and is a predicted model, not a curated record. Gene Ontology annotation, biological process: amine metabolic process. Gene Ontology annotation, molecular function: quinone binding; copper ion binding; primary methylamine oxidase activity. NCBI's taxonomy places the organism in Eukaryota, Fungi, Ascomycota, Sordariomycetes, Hypocreales, Ophiocordycipitaceae.
AUGGUCACCUCCUUCCCACCCCUUUCCGGCCUCUCGAUCCACGAAACAAAUCGGGCUCGAGACCUGGUGCUCAAGCUGCACCCUGGGACCGUUAUCGAUUUCCGCGCCACUUUCUUGCUUGAGCCGCCUAAAGCUGAAGUAAAAGAAUUUCUAGAGCUGGAGCAUGCCGACAGAAUCACAUCAGAUACCCCACGUCCAGCACGGCUGGCGCAGGUCCGAUACGACGUCAUUGGCGGAUCUAAGGCGGCAGAAUAUCACGAGUCCGUCAUUGACCUCCUAAAAGCCAAACGCAUCAGCCACCAAAUCAUUGGACCUGAGCAUCACGCAGGAUUGACCGUAUUCGAGUUUGAGAAGCUGGUAGAAUGUGUGAAAACUUCUUCCCUCUUCCAAGAGAAGCUCAAGGCUAUCCAGCUGCCUCCCGGCUUCGAGCUCGUCGUUGAGCCAUGGCCUUACGGUGCGCCCGACGACGCCGAUGGCGAGACUCGCUUCUUCCAGGGCCUUUGCUUUGGGAGGCACGCAGCCAGCGGCAACCCGGACUCUAACUUUUACGCAUUUCCCAUUCCCUUGAUACCCAUCAUGGACGCGAGGAAGAAUGAGAUAGUGCGCAUUGACGAGCCAGCCACGGGCGGCAAAGAUGAUGCAUUGAGCGGGCGGACUCACGAGCCAGCCAUCCUCGAUCACUGCCGUUCGGCCGAAUAUGUUCCAGAGCUGCUGCCGUCAGGCAUGAGGAAGGACCUCAAGCCGCUAACGGUGCAGCAGCCGGAAGGGCCAAGCUUCACCAUCUCGGACCCCAAUCUCAUCGAGUGGCAGAAGUGGCGCAUGAGGGUCACAUUCAACCCACGCGAAGGUGCAGUCUUGCACGACAUUCGCUACGACGGCCGCAAUGUGCUCUAUCGACUGAGCAUCAGCGACAUGACGGUGCCAUACGCCGACCCAAGGGCCCCUUUCCAUCUGAACAAUCCCCUCGGGUGUGACUGCUUGGGCGUCAUAAAGUACUUUGACGGCGUCUUGACGAAAGCAGACGGCUCGGCCGAAGUCACCAAAAAUGUCGUUUGCCUACACGAGCAGGACAAUGGCAUCAACUGGAAGCACACCAACUGGCGGACCGGGCGAGCCGUGGUGACGCGUCGCCGCGAGCUCGUCGUACAGUUCAUCAUCACGCUCGCCAACUACGACCCCGGAGCCCUGGCGCAGAACCACCAGCACAUCUUUUGCGUUCGAAUCGAUCCCGCCAUCGACGGACAUCGAAACACGCUGGUGCAGGAGGAGAGCUUGCCCAAUGGCAUGGACAAGCGCACCAACCCCAACGGAAACUACGAGGUCCGCCAGACGCCCAUCACGACAUCUGUGGAGUCGACCUCGCACACUUUAACAAUCGCGUCUUCAAAGUCCAGAACCUGUCAAAGCGGAACCCCUGUCCAGGCCCAGCGCGCACUCUUCGCCCAGCAUCACAUAUGGGUGACUAAGUACAAGGACGACGAGUUGUAUGCCGGAGGUCGAUACACUCUUCAAAGCAGUCGCGAAAUCGGCGGCGUGGCCGAUGCCGCGGCACGGAAGGAAGACAUUUUGGACGAGGAUAUCGUGGUCUGGAGCGUCUUUGGCCUCACACAUAACCCUCGAGUUGAGGACUGGCCGGUCAUGCCUGUAGAGAUGCUGCAGGUGGACAUUACGCCGUCAGAUUUCUUCACCGAGAACCCAGCACUCGACGUACCCUCAAGCGCCGACAUUGGCUCUAAGAGGGUGCUUGACAGAUGCUGCGCGGAUAAAGGCUUGUCCAAGAAACCAGGCGAGAAGUCGCGACUGUAA